Messenger RNA from Hyaloscypha bicolor E, 3270 nucleotides. Its product is annotated as ankyrin. Bases 92 to 3022 code for a protein of 976 amino acids. Gene Ontology annotation, molecular function: protein binding. The transcript is spliced from 6 exons. NCBI's taxonomy places the organism in Eukaryota, Fungi, Ascomycota, Leotiomycetes, Helotiales, Hyaloscyphaceae. The record is from RefSeq and is a predicted model, not a curated record.
UUUAUCACCAGAUACCUUGUGUACAACCAACCCGCAAACUUAGCACAUCAUCCUUUCCUCUUUUCAAGUCAUAAAUUCUCGAGUUCAUGUCAUGGCCGAGGUUCUAGCCGUCGUUGCAAGUGGUGCAGGGCUGGCAUCUCUCGCGAUCCAACUCGCAGAUGGGAUCGACAGGCUACGGAAGCGCUGCGAGAACUUAGAAAAGCUUCGCGAUAACAUCGGCACUCUGAUCGAAGAUCUUGAAAUUAUCGUUGAGCAGUUGCACAACCUUGAGGGAGAUCAAAGCGAGAUAUUGGAAUUCAUGGCCGUCCCAACAGCCCUUGGCCGGUGUCAAGCAGGCUGUGAGAACGUGAUCAGAAGGCUGGAAACGCUCAUCGCAGGGAUUCCCAGUACGUCCUCUGGAGGGUCGAAGACACGAAUACUACGAACACUAUUCAAGUCGAAAAAGUUAAAAAUUGAAUUCGACGAGCUGAGGAGUGCGGUACAUGGCCUCCAAUUGAAUUUUAUUGGGAUCCAGUGUUUUCACCAGAGAGCAUUCAUGCAGAAGCGUAUGCUCUCGGUAAGUACUCAAAGAGAUGAGACGCUUGGCAAAAACAUCACAUCUUCAACUGAAGCCUCCACAACAAACCUUGAGGUAGACAAAAACGACUCCCAACUAAUGCUAGAAACUGUUUCAAAUGAGCCAUUCUGGCGAUCAAGACGGCAGCGCCUUCAAUGUGCAGUGUUACAAUGUCACUGCUCCUGCCACUUCACUAAGCAAAUCAGCAGCAGGUUCUGGUACAUUCAUUACAGUCCAUUGGCCCAUAUAUUGAAAAACUGCGACACUGUAACAUGCACGGCUCGUCGUCAUCGCCUUCAGUUUCGAGUCGCAUUAUCUCAACUUGGAAUCCCAUGGGCAGUAAUACUGGGAGUAAAUCUAACCCUGGAGGUCGGAAAGUUCACACUCUAUCCCGACCUACAAUUGCAGAGAGUUGUUAAGUACACCUCUCCGGGAUUUGAGAUUCUUUGGAAACUUUCCGAGGAACAAUUGGGUUGGGAUGAUGCAGAAGCACAAUUCAGAGAACUUUACCGAACGGAUCCAACUUUUUGUAGCCAAGUUGAUCCUAGUGGACGCGGAUAUCUGGAGAAAGCUAUGGAAGCUUUGGGAUGGGUCAUGGAAGGCGGCAGCAACUUCGACAACCUACUUCGAGUACUACAACUCUUCGUCAAGGAGUUCAACAUGUCUCUAGGUCUGGAAAGUUCUGAAUUUUUGUACGCUUCCGCUUCUCACAACUCGGAAGGUUGGCAUCUUCACGUCCUAGAGAAUGUUCUAGAGAUUGGCUACGACUUCGACAAUUCCCCGGCUCCGCAAUUUGAAUCAUGGCCCAGGCCUUGCGCAGAUAAUCUAGGAGGAGAAUUCUCAAUGCCUCUUAUACCGCAGGACCCAUUCUUCAUUGAAUAUCUCAGCGCAAUCGUUCGUACUAAUCAAGACUUUGGGGGAACUACCCCCCUACACCAAGCCAUCCUGCAUGGUUCCAUGAAAUCUGUCAGGAAAUUAAUUCAGCAAUCUCACCCCCUAGAGGAUAAUGUUAACUUUCUCGGUCAAACGCCACUACACAUUGCCAUUCGCAGUCCUUCAAGACUUAAAGCUCUUCUGGAUGCAGGACACGAUAUCAAUGUCCGUGAUAAGAAUGGUAUCACUCCUCUCAUGUAUGCCGCUGCGACAAAUCGACCAAUAGCCGUUUCCAUCCUGAUCCGUCGAGGUGCAGACUUGUUCAUGCAUGAUGAUUUGGAGAAUUUUGAUUUCAUCACGUACGCUGCUGUAAGGAACCAUUGGUUCUUAAUCUGGCAUGCACUUGGAGUUAUUGAAUCAAGAGAUCCAACCCUUCUUUUGAGCGCCUUCUCCAGGAUCAUUUCUGGUCCAAGGCCUCCUCUAUUCUUGGAAGAGGGCAGAAUAUGGACAAAAUUAUUCAUAUUAAGUGUUUUGUCAAUGUUGUGCAACAUUAAUUUUCAAUUUGAAGAUGGGAGAACAAUGAUGCACGUUGUUGAUCUACCUCAAUAUGCACAUAUGAUGAUUGAGCAUGGCUUCACGGCAUUGAAUGAGCAAGACAAAGAAGGCGAGCACUCACUCUUUGCGGUUACCAAAUUUCUCGAUGUGGAACUUGCUCAGCGUUUAAUCGAAAAAGGAGCCAAUAUCAACUUGAAGAACCACAAAGGCCAUGGUGUUCUCUCUCAAUUCCUUCAAAAAUUAACUGCACCAAGAGAGAAAGAGUGCAAGGAGGUAUUGGAGUACUUGGAUAUGCUUCUUAGAAACGGUGCCGAUGUCGUUUCGACAGAUAAUUGCUCUUGCGCUUGCAGUUCUGGUGGGUGUUUACCAAUAUCCAGACUUAGCUUCAAGCUUCAAGUGCUUUUUCACAGAAUUAACAAUCCAUGUUGGGUUUUUGAAUGGCUGUGUUUGCUAGAAGAUAGCGGGAAAUUGGUAGAGGCAAAAACGAACGCGUUAUCCGUAUUACGUCGAGCCAAGUUCGACCAGACAAAUCUUGUCCAUACAUGCUGCCGCUUUGGGGCCAGCAGGGAUCACACCCUCAGCGGCGAUAAAUUCUGGGACAUUUCAAGCGUAAUAAAACUUGACCGGCUGGAUGAUGAGAUGAAACUGUGGGAAUCCAAAGGAUACGAUGAGAUUAUAUCCGAACUAAUAGUACAAUUGGGCAAGCAGUUCACCGAGGCAAGUGGAUCUAUUUCAAGAGAGAUACAGGCAGAACAGCCAUUUCAGAAUGAAACCGUUAAAGGCGCGGACACCCCACCAUAUGAAAUAGAUUAUACAAACGAUGAGUUUCAUUCUCGUUUCGAUUUGUUUUUUCGAUCCUUUGAAACUCCAGGUUCUCUACGUGAACUGGGGUUAUUGGAGAUUGAAAGAGACUACAGUAACGAGUGCUUCGUGGAAUAUGUUUCCCGUUUGGAAUCCGCUCGAAAUGGUGAUCUCUCUGGGAGGAUGGUCUUCUUAACACGAUUAUCAAGUGCUUUAAAUCUUCCUUUCGGACGAUAAGUUCUCUGGCGGCUUUUAGAGAGAUGUAAUGGGGAAUACCUACAGUCUGAGGGACUCAUCUUGACACCUAUGUUAGUAUCGUAAAGCGCCCUUUGCUCUCACGGUUUCUCAGGGUUUAAUACUUAGAGCUAAGGACAUGAAUUUGUUCGCCAGGCUCUCCAUAACAUGUCUGACAGGAUCUUGGAAAAUGGCAUAUACUAGAAUACGGGCUUAACCACCCCUAGCUGAUCUGAUCCAGCUAACCCGUU